AUGCCUCUCCGCGCCAAAAUCACCAACCCAGCGUUCGCUGUGCAACGAACCAUGGCAAGCUCGUCCCCCAGGAUAGAUUCCCUCCCAACUGAUGAACCACGCGAUGUCCUCUUCAACUCCCACCUCGGCCUUCGCACCAUUACGCUUAACCGACCCAAGAAGUUGAACAGCUUAAACGGAAGCAUGGCCCGCAAAAUCGUCCCCCGUCUCCAAGAAUGGCAGAAGUCCCAACUCGCCAACGUCGUAGUCAUUAAAGGCGAAGGACGAGCCUUUUGCGCUGGAGGCGAUGUCGCGGCCUUAGCACUACAGAACAAGAAAGGCAAGGAGGGCCAGCAGGAGAGUAAAGAUUACUUCGCCCUGGAAUAUAAACUCGAUCAUCUCAUUGCGACAUACCCGAAACCAUACGUAGCCUUCAUCGACGGCAUCACAAUGGGCGGAGGCGUAGGAUUGUCCCUGCACGCCCCCUUCCGAAUCGCAACAGAAAACACCGUCUUCGCCAUGCCGGAAACCACGAUCGGAUUCUUCCCGGACGUAGGAGCAUCCUUCUUCCUCCCACGCAUGGACGGUGAAGUAGGCAUGUUCUGCGCCUUGACCUCCGAACAAUUAAAAGGCGUCGACGUUUUCUGGGCGGGGAUAGCAACACACUACCUUCACUCCUCCUCCCUCCCAGAUCUAGAGGCGCGGCUGGCGGAACUCCAAUUCAAGGACUACGAUUCCCUGCAACAUCGCCUGCAGAUUAUCGACUCCACGAUCGAAGAAUUCUGCACGGGGCUCCCGCACGAUAAACCGCCCGGUUCCUCGGUCGUCGGUGGGAAUACGAGAGCAGCAAUCGACUACGUCUUCCAACCCGUCAACACCAUCUCCGAAGUCCUAGACGCACUGACCGGGCUCGAGGAAAACGCCUCCGGGACCGCGCCGCAGGAGGUCCAGGAUUGGGCGAAGCGGACUAAGGCGACGAUUUUGUCAAGGAGUCCGACGAGCGUGAGGGUUACGAUGAGGCAAUUACGUAAGGGCAGGGGGUGGAAUAUCGCGGAGACUUUUGCAAGGGAGGGGAUUAUUGCGGAUCGGUUCAUGGAACAUCCUGAUUUCGUGGAAGGGGUGAGCGCGUUGUUGAUCAAUAAACCCAAGACGAAACCGAACUGGUCGCCCGCCACUCUCGACCAAGUCUCCGAUAAGGCCGUCGCGGAAUUCUUCGACCCGGAACCCAGACUCGAACUCCUCAAUACGUCUGAAUCUUCUCGCUAUACGGAUUACCCGCACGCCUUCAUCGGGUUGCCGAGGGAAGGGGAGGUGGGGGAGUUUGUCCGCAGUGCGAAGGCGGAGACGACGAGGGAGGAGGUCGUGGAGGCUUUUGUUAAGGCGAGGGGGGGGAAGCAGGGGGUUAGGGAGAAGGUGGGGGAGAUUUUGGAGAGGAAGACGGAGAUGGGGAGGGAGGGGGAGGGAGGUGAGGGGGGGGAGGGGGUGAUGAGUUGGAAGAGGUAG
This is a messenger RNA of Recurvomyces mirabilis, 1482 nucleotides long. It is a transcript of the gene EHD3, whose product is annotated as 3-hydroxyisobutyryl-CoA hydrolase. Lineage: Eukaryota; Fungi; Ascomycota; Dothideomycetes; Mycosphaerellales; Teratosphaeriaceae. Gene Ontology annotation, biological process: L-valine catabolic process. Gene Ontology annotation, cellular component: mitochondrion. The transcript is spliced from 2 exons. The coding region runs from base 1 to 1482 and encodes 493 amino acids. The record is from RefSeq and is a predicted model, not a curated record. Gene Ontology annotation, molecular function: 3-hydroxyisobutyryl-CoA hydrolase activity.